Messenger RNA from Myripristis murdjan (pinecone soldierfish), 4595 nucleotides. Its product is annotated as multiple PDZ domain protein-like. NCBI's taxonomy places the organism in Eukaryota, Metazoa, Chordata, Actinopteri, Holocentriformes, Holocentridae. The record is from RefSeq and is a predicted model, not a curated record. Gene Ontology annotation, molecular function: protein binding.
UACAUGUGGAUUUAUCCCGGGCGAGCGUGAAGACUGAAGUAUGGACGAUGUUGCCGGAGCGGUGGUGUGAGCGUUAUGGCGACCUGGGGGGGGAGGUGCUGUGCGUGGAGCUGGAGAAGGAGCGGCAGGGUUUGGGUCUCAGCCUGGCGGGGAACAGGGAUCGCUCCCGCCUCAGCAUCUUCGUGGUGGGGCUUCACCCCGGGGGGCCGGCGGCCCGCGACGGGCGCAUCCGGGUGGGAGACGAACUGCUGGAGAUCAACAGCCAGGUGCUGUAUGGGCGGAGCCACCAAAACGCCUCGGCCAUCAUCAAGAGCGCCGCCUCCAAGGUGAAGAUCAUCCUGCUGAGAAAUGAAGAUGCUAUAAACCAGAUGGCCGUUCCCCCCUUCCAAACCCUCCUCCCCCCAUCCACCCUGCCAGCCCUGAGCCUGCCUGUCCCGCUCCAGCCGGUGGGCCCCGCCCCCCCCGACAGUCUGGCCCUCCCUCCUCCUCAGGACACCAACACCCCCAGCACACCGGAGGAGACGAACGACGAAGCCGAGCAGAGUGCGGGAAACAGAAACAGCAGCAACAGCGCCACCAAGAGCCUGCGAGAGGCCGACACCACCUCCACCUCCACCUCCACCAAGAAGCUGAAAGGCCCGGCAGACUCUGCAGACUCUGAGCUGCAGGCUCCCAAGGCCCUGCAGGAGCAGCAGUCCUCCAGGUCAUACAGCAGCUCCAGUAAACAGACAGCAGCUUCUCUCCCGCUCACCAGCCCUGACCUGCAGACUGCCAGCAGAGACCCGGCCAGCUGCCCCGUCGUUCCCGGACAGGAAACCGUGCUGGAGAUCUGUAAAGGUCGAUCAGGACUGGGACUCAGUAUAGUGGGAGGCAGAGACACCCAGCUGGACGCCAUCGUGAUCCAUGAGGUUUACGAGGAAGGAGCCGCAGCGAGAGACGGACGGCUGUGGGCAGGAGACCAGAUCCUGGAGGUGAACGGCGUAGACCUCCGCGGCGCGGCGCACGAAGACGCCAUCGCGGCGCUGCGUCAGACUCCGGCCAAGGUGCGGCUGACGGUGCUGCGGGACGAGGCUCAGUACCGGGACGAGGAGAACCUGGACGUGUUCCAGGUGGAGCUGCAGAAGAAGAGCGGCAGGGGGCUCGGCCUCAGCAUCGUGGGCAAGAGGAGCGGCAGCGGGGUGUUUAUCUCGGAGGUGGUCCGAGGCGGAGCCGCUGAGCUGGACGGCCGUCUGAUGCAGGGAGACCAGAUCCUCUCUGUGAACGGAGACGACACAAGACACGCCUCCCAGGAGACGGUGGCCGCCAUCCUGAAGUGUGCACGAGGCCCCGUGUCGUUGGAGCUCGGCCGCCUCAAAGCUGCGUCCUGGAUGUCCAGACACACGUCGCAGGGAAGCCAGAUGAGUCAUGUCAGUGGUAACAGCUCCGGCGUCGUGGCUCCGCCCCUCCCACACCCCACGACCUCUGACCCCCCGACCUCGACCUCGACCUCGACCUCGACCUCGGCCGACCCCCGACCCCUCAACAACAACAGGAAGUCGCCCUGUGACAUCACUUCCUCCUCCGCCAACAGCACAGGGCCUGAUGCUGGCAUGCGGACAGUGGAAAUCACUCGGGGUGUGAGUGACAGCCUCGGGGUGAGUAUAGCCGGGGGGAAGGGCAGUCCUCUGGGUGACAUCCCCAUCUUCAUCGCCAUGAUCCAGGCCAACGGCGUCGCCGCCAAGACACACCGCCUCAAGGUGGGAGACAGGAUCGUCAGCAUUAACAGUCAGUCAGUUGACGGUCUGUCUCACGGUGAGGUCGUCAACAUGCUGAAGAACAGCUACGGCAACAUCAGCCUGCAGGUGGUUGCUGACACCAACAUCAGUGCCAUCGCCAGUCAAGUGGAGAGUCUGACCACCAACUCCAGUCUGUCAGCCAACACAGACACACACACCGAGCCAGAGGGGCCCCGGGCGAGGAGCAUCAGUCUGGAGAAAGGUUCAGACGGACUCGGCUUCAGCAUCGUCGGCGGCUUCGGCAGCCCACAUGGAGACCUGCCCAUCUACGUCAAGACUGUGUUCAGCAAGGGCGCGGCGGCGGUGGACGGGCGUCUGAAGCGAGGCGACCAGAUCGUGUCGGUGAACGGCGAGAGUCUGCAGGGAGUGACGCACGAGCAGGCCGUCGCCAUCCUGAAGAAACAGAGAGGGACGGUCACACUGGACGUCCUGACCUAACACACACACACACACACACACACACACACACUCACACACACACACACGCACACACAAUUUAACAUAAUACACUCACUCACAUGCAUGCACAAAUAUAAAUUAGCCUACUUACACACACGAUGUUGCACACGUAUGAACACAGAGACUGCCUGUGUCACAUACAGAUGAACACACACACACGCACACACACACACACACACACACACACACACACACACACUUGACUCUUGGUCACAGGAGCGUCGUGGAUUUUGAACUCUGAACUUCCCAACAAGCAAAAAAACUGAAAGGCAUCAGCUGUUGCCGACACACACACACACACACACACACACACACACACACAAACACACACACACACACACACACACACACACACUUCCUCUGUGGGCAUGAAACCAGUCCAAACCAGUUCACACUGUCCUCUGAAACCAGUUUAAUACCAGUAAAGCUCCUCUACCCAUAUCCACCGACUGGGAUCUACAAACCAGUAACCAGUAACACACACACACACACACACACACACACACACACACACACACACACACACACACACACACACCGUCAUCUCACACCAGUUUGAUACCAGUAAGAGCAGACUGCUUCACAUUGCUCCUCUUUUCUUGUAGAAAAGCUAAACUGCCUCAAACGCGUUUUAUACCGCCGGUCAGUGAAGCGGCUUCGUUUCCAUGGCGACGCUGCAAACGUCAACAAGCGGUCCGGCUGUCAAUCACCGGGGAAAAACCGCCGCCGCUUCUUCCUGUCGUCGUCUUAAGCCCCGCCUCCUCUGUGCUGUGAUUAGCUGGUCGCCUCCCCGUCCCUCCUCCUCCUCCUCCCCCUCCUCCUCGUCAUCUUCGUCGUGAUUGGUCAGUCCAGGUCAUGUGGUCUGACGUGGUUAAAAUGUUGCGCUGUUUGUAACAACAUGAGGCCAAAUACAGACUCACUGUCGGAUCUGGUUUUGUUUGUUGUUUGUUGUUGUGUUUACAAACCUCCGUCCUUUUUUUUUUUUACUCCUUUUUUACUUUUUUACUCUUUUUAUCACAGCUGGACUCCGUUCUGAUUGGCUCCUUUUGCUGCAUAACAUCCGAAAUCCGUCCAAUCGCCAAAUCCGCACCGCGCCUUCGCCAACCAGAGAUCGACUCCAAUGCAGAGGCACUACAUUACCCACAAUUCCCUAAGCACCGUUAGCCAUUCACAGAGCUGUUGCCAUGGUGAUAGGGGAGGCUGUUGAGUGUGUCUGACAGAUGCUGGCAUGACUUUGAGCCAGAUGUUUUACUGUUUUUUAUGAGAUGUUUGUUUUUUAGGGCUGAUGGGACGAGGUUUCCUCUUCAGACAUGAAGAAGCUUUUUGUCUGGUUCAGGAUCAGUUUAAGGAAAGAGGAUUCAAGCUCUAACAGUCUGAAACACAAGAGGAUGGGAUGGAAUUAAAACUGAAAUUUACCUCCAGAAAAAUGUGCAGAGCCCAGAGCUGUGACGUCUCUUCACAUUUAUUUGGUUUCAACAAAAUCAGUUUUUAUUCAAAAUAAAUUUACAAGGUCGUGGAGGAUAUUUUGGAAGAAAAAAGAAAAGUUAGUGAGAUGAGAAAAGCAGGUGGCCGGUGGAAUAAAAGAGGAAUGAUGUGAACACAGACUGUCAGUCAGCUGAUGACACACACACACACACACACAGGACUGGAGCCUCUCUUCCCACAGACGGGACUGACUCUGGAGACGACAGGGAGCGCUUGAUUCGACGACACAGCGGUAGAUGUUAGCUUAGCAUCGCCUCUAUUGGAGGAGACUGGUUAGCCGUUAGCCGCUGAGCAGCUGCUGAACAAGCAAAGGAUGAAUGUUUGGCUUCAUGUUUGAGCAAGCCGUCCACACACACACACACACACACACACACACACACACACACACACACCAUGUUGGAGGUCUGCAGCUGGCUGUGUGAAUGUGGCAGUGACGGGGAGCAGCAGCCAUGGAAACAUCUUUUUUUUUUUUUUUUUUCAUGCACAUGAUGAUGUAAUUAAUCUGUCCACAUUACCCCCAAAAAUCAUAAUGAAUUUUGAUUUGUUGUAAUGGUGGUAAUAAUAAUAAUAAUAAUAAUAAUAACACUGAAAAUUGGGAUAUCAUCCUGUAAACUCUGCAUACAUCCACCUAUAGGCCUGCAGUCUGCUGUCGCCUCACAGCUGUUUUACACUGAAUUCAGUGACCACCUUCAUCAGAAACACACACACACACACACGCAGCAGUAAACCCUGGACUCGUCUCCCUCAUUGCAGAGGACAGUCACAUCAAACAGGUUUAUGAAUUUAACAUUUAGAAAAGUCAAACUGUGUGUGUGAAAACGUAAACGCUCUCAAAGCAGGACGUUAUGACCUCAGUUUGGUCAGGGUCAGGGUCAG